Clunio marinus is the source of this 2601-nucleotide messenger RNA. The record is from the annotation of a GenBank genome assembly. Lineage: Eukaryota; Metazoa; Arthropoda; Insecta; Diptera; Chironomidae.
AAGUUUUCAGCAACUUUUUAACCUCCAGAAACCUCUCGAACAAUUUUUGUACUCGGCCAAAGCAAUUUUUUUCAUAUUCCCUGAAUUUACGAGAGAAACAUCAUUAAAAUAAUAACACUAUGUCAACAAUUCAGCAACCACUCACAAUAGCUGGAAGCCGACAGUCUGGAGCACCAGUUCGCACUCAAAAUGUGAUGGCAGCAGCUUCCAUCGCUAAUAUUGUCAAAAGCUCUUUAGGACCAGUUGGUUUGGAUAAAAUGUUAGUAGAUGAUAUCGGUGAUGUGACAGUGACAAAUGAUGGAGCAACAAUUUUAAGACUUUUGGAAGUUGAACAUCCAGCUGCAAAAGUUCUUGUGGAAUUAGCUCAACUACAAGAUGAGGAAGUCGGUGAUGGAACAACUUCCGUUGUUAUUAUUGCUGCUGAACUUUUAAAAAAUGCUGAUGAACUUGUUAAGCAGAAGAUUCACCCAACGUCAAUCAUUUCUGGUUAUCGUCUUGCUUGUAAAGAAGCCUGCAAGUAUAUCUCUGAACAUCUUACAGCACCUGUUGAUGAAUUAGGUCGUGAUUGUCUUGUGAAUUGCGCAAAAACGUCGAUGAGCUCAAAAAUCAUCGGAGCUGAUUCCGAUUUCUUUGCUUCGAUGUGUGUCGACGCUGCACAAGCAAUUAAAAUCACAGAUCAAAGAGGAAAUCCCGCCUAUCCAAUCAAAGCUGUGAAUGUCUUGAAAGCUCAUGGAAAAUCAGCACGUGAAAGUGUAUUAAUUCAAGGAUAUGCGCUCAAUUGCACAGUUGCCUCUCAACAAAUGCCGAAAAAAAUCGUCAACGCUAAAAUCGCUUGUCUUGAUUUCUCCUUGCAAAAGACAAAAAUGAAGUUAGGCGUUCAAGUUCUCAUCACCGAUCCAGAGAAACUCGACGGUAUUCGUGCUCGUGAAUUGGACAUCACAAAAGAACGCAUUGAAAAGAUUCUCGCAACAGGCGUGAACGUUAUUUUGUGCAGUGGAGGUAUUGAUGAUCUCUGUAUGAAAUAUUUUGUCGAAUCAGGUUGCAUGGGCGUUCGUCGUGUUAAAAAAUCUGAUUUGAAGAGAAUUGCAAAAGCAACUGGUGCAAACUUCCUAACUUCAUUGUCGAAUAUGGACGGCGAAGAAAGCUUCGAUGCGUCGAUGAUUGGAGAAGCUGCUGAAGUUGUUCAAGAUGUCAUUUGCGAUGACGAAUUGAUUUUGAUCAAAGGACCAAAAGCACGAACUGCUGCUUCAAUUAUUCUUCGUGGUCCAAACGAUUUCUACUGCGAUGAAAUGGAACGUUCGGUUCAUGAUGCACUUUGUGUCGUUAAACGUGUUCUUGAAGGAAAGAAAGUCGUUGCUGGUGGUGGAUGCGUUGAAGCUGCCUUGUCAAUCUAUUUAGAGAACUUUGCAACAUCAUUGAGCUCACGUGAACAAUUGGCAAUUGCUGAAUUCGCUAAAUCACUUCUUGUGAUUCCAAAAACACUCGCCGUGAAUGCAGCAAAAGACGCCACCGAUCUCGUCGCUAAACUUCGUGCUUAUCACAAUUCCAGUCAAACGAAAAAAGAUCAUUCACAUUUGAAAUGGUAUGGCUUGGAUCUCGUUGAAGGCGUUGUGAAAGACAAUAAGAAAGCUGGCGUAUUGGAGCCAGCAAUGUCUAAAAUUAAGUCGCUUAAGUUCGCAACUGAAGCUGCAAUUACCAUUUUGCGUAUUGAUGACAUGAUCAAAUUAAAUCCCGAAGAUAAAUCUGGUGGAAAGAGUUACGCUGAUGCUUGUCAUGCUGGUGAACUCGACGAUUUUCACUUUACAAAGAAAAUUUGGUUUCAUCUGGAAAGUGAAUUGCUGAGAAAAAUGUCAGAGAUUGUCGGAGAAGUUGUGUCAAAUAUCCCAGCAUUGCCAGAAGAUUGGCAGGAACGUGAAGCUGAAUACCAGAAACAGAUUGCAAAUCUCAAGACGUUGAAUGAAAAGUUGAUUAAUUACAGUGAAGAAAAAUCAAAGAAGUUCGAGCAUGAUCUUCAAAAGCUGAAUCAUGAGAAAGAUGUCAUUCAGAAGCGACUUGAAAAGAUGGAAUUGGAUGAGUUAAGAGAAUCGGCAAGUGGUGUAAGUAAUAAGAAUAUUGAAGCUUUCAAGGAAAAGUACGAUGGCGUUCUGAGAAAAGCACAAGAUCUUCUUUUUGAAAGAACAAAAAUGUUGAAAUCAUUGGAGUUGAAAGUUGAAGCUCAGAAUAUUCAGAUUGAGUCAUUAAAAGAUGUUGUAUCGCUCACCAAAGACAUGCUGAUGAUUCGUGAUAUUGAAGUUCGUGAAUUAACAGAAAGAAUGGAAGCAAUGGAUGUCAAGUUCAAAGCUGAAAGAGCUCGAAAGAGUUUGAUGGAAAAGAAAAUGGAAUUAAGCGACAAGCUGACGUUAGAUUUGAAAGCUGAAUACAAAGCACAGAAAGAAAUCUUCAACAUAUUAAAAGAUCAAUAUAAAGAUAAAGUUGUGCGACUUGAGAAGGAAUUGAAAGAUUCGAAAUCAAGUGGAAUAGAAAAGGAAGAAAAUCCAUCGACAUCGACAAAGGAUGUGUAAUAAAAACCAUUUUUACUAAAUGAAUAAUAAAAAUUUAUUU